AUGACGUUCCGCGACACGGUCAAGCGGGUGUUCCGCUCCAAGAAUGAUGGAAAGCCCAAAGUGGAAUAUUAUCGCCGCCACGAGUGUCCCCCUUCGAAAUUCAAGGGCCCGUUCGAUCGCGCCCACCAAAAGAAAUUGGCCGCCUGGUCUUUUGGCGGUGCAAUGAUUGAACGAACUCGUUCCCACGAACUGUCCCUGUCACCCUGUGCGACGUACGCGGGUUACGAGGGUUGCACCGGCCCAUCCGAUUCUGACGACUCGGUGUCUCCGGAUGAUGAAGUUGAUGUCGAUCCAGUUCCCGUCGCUCAAGUGGCCCCUGCCGAAUCAUCGCCACGCGCUGCUGACUCCGGGUCACAGACCUCCACCAUGAUCAACGCAUCCAGUUACAGUGGCUCAACAAUGACUCUUUGGAAUGAUGUCUCUAUCUACGAGAUACCCGAGGAUUCAAAGGAGUCGAAAUAUUACUUCGAGGAGUCGGUCCGCUAUACUUCGCCCCUCCCCGCCAUGACCCCGUGCGUGAUGUCCACCCGCAAACACAUCCCUUUCGCCCCGGAGGAACUCGCUCGCGCCUUGGUCGCUGUACAGCUCUGCGCCUGA
Messenger RNA from Penicillium bovifimosum, 597 nucleotides. RefSeq lists its product as uncharacterized. Bases 1 to 597 code for a protein of 198 amino acids. NCBI's taxonomy places the organism in Eukaryota, Fungi, Ascomycota, Eurotiomycetes, Eurotiales, Aspergillaceae. The transcript is spliced from 2 exons. The record is from RefSeq and is a predicted model, not a curated record.